AUGCCUGUUCGGAGAGGUCACGUUGCGCCACAAAAUACAUUUCUUGGAAUAAUAAUAAGGAAAUUCGAGGGACAGAGUAAGUAUACCAUCCCUGGUAUCAUCAUUUUAAUCUAAAGUGUUAUUCUUGGCAUUGUGGCAGUCGUGUAGGCCUAUAUCAGUCUGUUUGGAAAUGAAGUUAUGUUUUAAAAACAGUUUGAUCUUGUCCAAUUGAGAAUGGGGUUUGUUCAUUGAAAUAAAUUGUUUAGCGACAAAUCAAGCAGUGUCAAUAAUGUACUUUGUUGAGCUUUACUAUAUCUUUACUAUCUAUUACUAUCUAUUUACUAUCUAUUUAGUAUCAUUGGAGGUGGAUGAGUUGAGCUUCCCCCUUACUAUGUAAAGCGCUUUGGGUGUCUAGAAAAGCAAUAUAUUAGUCCAAUCAAUUGUUAUUAUUAUGAUUAUUAUUAUUAUCUCCUAUGCUCUUGUAUGCUUCAAGUCAAUAGCUUUACUCAGGAAUCAAGUGUUGUUUCAGAAAUUCUCAACAAUUAUUAAAAAAUAUAUACCACCUUUGUAUUAAUAAAAUCAAAUAUUGGACUGUCUUCAGUUUACAAAUAAAGCAAAGUACAUGUUCAAAAACUCUCUGAUUCUAAUGUAUUACCUCUAGACUGCUGUACAUAAAGAUUGGUUUGAUAGCAUUGUGCAUUUUUUUUGCUUUCUUACAGAUAGGACAUUUGUUAUAGCCAAUGCCCGGGUACAGAACUGUGCGAUCAUCUACUGUAAUGACGGCUUCUGUGAGAUGACCGGCUAUUCCAGACCGGAUGUCAUGCAGAAGCCAUGCACCUGUGACUUCCUCCACGGCGAGCACACUGACACACAUGCCAUCAGCCAGGUGGCCCAGGCUCUGAUGGGUUCAGAAGAGCGCAAGGUGGAAAUCACAUAUCAACGCAAAGAUGGUAAGUCAGUGAACCGGGCCAGCAACAGAGAGGAGAGGUGGUGUUAUACACUAGGUGUGACAGGCUGUCUCUGA
Messenger RNA from Coregonus sp. 'balchen', 1003 nucleotides. The record is from the annotation of a GenBank genome assembly. Lineage: Eukaryota; Metazoa; Chordata; Actinopteri; Salmoniformes; Salmonidae.